Pezoporus occidentalis (night parrot) is the source of this 935-nucleotide messenger RNA. RefSeq names its product proline-, glutamic acid- and leucine-rich protein 1-like. NCBI's taxonomy places the organism in Eukaryota, Metazoa, Chordata, Aves, Psittaciformes, Psittacidae. Gene Ontology annotation, biological process: rRNA processing. The coding region runs from base 9 to 935 and encodes 308 amino acids. Gene Ontology annotation, cellular component: nucleus. The transcript has 9 exons. The record is from RefSeq and is a predicted model, not a curated record.
GCGGCUCCAUGCGGGGCAAACUGGCCGCCUACUUCCUAGCCCGCAUCGACUCCGACUCCCCCCAAGUGCAGCAGCUGGCAUGUGAAUGUUACGCGCUGGUGCCGGCGCUGGGCCGCGGCUUCGCGCAGGGGCUGCGGCACACGGAGGGCUGGCACCAGGAGCUGCAGGGGCUCCUGGCCACGCUGCAUGCGCUGCUCGGGGAGCUCUUCGAGGGCUGCGAGAGCGAGCCGCUGCCCUAUGAGGGGCCGGGGGUGGAGCUUCUGCUCCCGCCCCCCCCCGACGGGGACCCCGGCAUCAGCCUCACCCUGCACAAGCGCUGCUCCGGGCUGGCGCGGGUCCUGCAGCUGCUGCUCAGCAAGGAGUUCGUUGCCCCGGUGACGGUGCCGGUCCAGGACAUCCUGGACCUCGUGUGCCGGGCCCUGAACAUCACCCCCAAAACCAUCAGUGCUGCUGGGGAUGGAGCCUUAAGGAUGCUGCUGCUGCCCGCGGUGCACUUGGAUGCGCUGGAUGUGCUGGAGGCGCUCGUGCUGGCAUGUGGUGCGCGCCUGGUGCGCUGGGGCAGCGUCUUGGCCCGCCUCUUCCCUCAGGUGCUGAGCGCGUGGAGCGGGGCCCGAGAGGCGUUGCCGGGCCAGGAGAAACCAUUCGGAGAGGUACGCGCCCGCCUGUACCGGGUGCUGGAGCUGUGGGUGCAGGUGGCCGGGGCCUCCUCCGGGCUCCUGCAGCACCCGGGGGCGCCGACGGAGGCGCUGCUGAGCCACCUGAUGGGAGACAUCGCCCCCCCCUGCGACAGCCUGCGGGUGAGACCCCCAAAAAACACCACAAAACACACGAAAAUCAGCCCAAAACACAAAAAAAUCGGGAAAAACAGCCCAAAAUUACCCCGGAAAACCCCAAAACACGAAAUAAUCACACCAAAACAACCAAAAAUUGUUUAA